CAUUCGACUGCGUUUAUAGAUCCACGCUCAAUAUUCAACAAAUCUUUUUGUUAAAAAUAAAUGAAAUAAGUAAUUGUUAAUCGAUGGAAUCGUGUAACAAGUGUGAUAUUAUGUGGAUACAUGUACUGCUAAAAGUAUGAAAAGUAUUGUUACAAUUGAGAUACACUCCUAAUUAUGAAUAUGGUAGAGCCUACUAUUCAAAUCGACAACCAAAAUAAAGUAUUAACAUACAUCGCAAUUCCAGUAGAAGCCUUACAGGAGUGCAACGGUCAGAACUUCACUGUUCUUUCGGAUACACAAAGUCUUUUAUUCAAGGCUUUUUCGGAGACCGAUACACAAUUGCAGGUAGAAAAUGAAAGUGGUACCAACAUUUGUAGGCAACCACUGCGGAUUGCGAAUUUAUCUCAAUACACUGCCAAAACUGGAAUACAAACUGUGAUAGAUACAAAUAAAUAUAAUGAAAUUAGUUUAAGAAAAGAAUCUGUGUUAAAGUCAAGCAAUGCAUCGACGGAAAAUAAAAGAACGAAAGUCAAACUCAGUAAACUUGUUGCGGGUGAAGUUAAAGAUGAGCUAGGCUCGUUUAAAUGUCAACUCUGUGAUGAAGUACUUGAGAAAAUGUCGACGUAUCGGAAACAUAUGCAGAUGCAUCGUGACACUAAAAAGUAUAAAUGCGAGAAAUGCUCGUGUAGCUAUAACGUCGAAGAUAAUUUCAAACUUCACAUGGCACUGCACGAGCAGUCGCAACCUACUUGUCCAAUUUGUGAUAAAAAAUUUCAAAGGCUGGCUAGUUUUAAAGCUCAUAUUAUCGUGCACGAAGUAGAGGAGACGUUCACUUGCGUGGAAUGUCUCUCAGAGUUUGAAACCGAGAACGAGCUCAACACUCACAUGUUGACUCAUCAGCAAGGUGAAAUAGAGCAGGCUGUGGAGGAGUCACCGUUACAGUGCUCCAUUUGUAGCUAUGUAUUUGAUGAUCCAGAACGGCGGAAAGAACAUAUCGCCUAUCACAUUAAAAUGAAGAAACUGGUUCAGCCUUCCAAGCGUCCAAAACGUAAAGUGGAUACAAAUAAUCCGGCGCAUCAAUAUAAAUGUAGCGUUUGCGGUAAAUCAUUUUCUAAAUUAUGUCUUCUGGAUAGGCAUUUUCGGAUACAUAGCGGCGAAAAACCGUAUGCUUGCCAUUUAUGCAAACGUGCAUUUACUCAAAAAGGAACGUUACAAAUUCAUCUUAUUCGUCAUAGUGGAGUUAAACCCUUUCGAUGUUCGCUUUGCCCUGCAUCAUUUUGUCAAAAAGGUAAUUUAAGGGUUCACUUUCAGAAGACGCACGUGAUGCCGGUGGCCGGAGCGAAAGCGUACCAGUGCUCUAUGUGCACGUGUAUUUUUAAAACGGUGUCAUCUUUGAACACUCACACUACAAGAGUUCACGCACGAGAUAACUGUGAUGAUUUGUCCGAUUUAGUCGCGCAAUUAAAAAGGUUAGAUAAGCAGUUUGUGCCCGAAACCGAUGACCCGAAAGCUUCACUUGAGGCGCUUAACGAAAGGUUCGAUGAAGGUGCAAGUUUAGUAAAGUAUGUGAAGUUGGUGGAUUACAACACUGAAGACGGUUUUCGACGGUACUUAGUCAAAAAGAGGAAAGUAGGCAAUCACCAGUGGUAUAUUUGUUCUUUUUGCACGAAGGAAUUUAAAAAGCCUUCUGAUCUGAUACGUCACAUUAGAGUACAUACGCGUGAGAAACCAUUUAAGUGUAAGCAAUGUGAUCAAGCAUUCUCGUUAAAAUCAACUUUAACGCACCAUCUCAAUACCCAUCUGACGGAAACGCAGUACAAGUGUAUUGUUUGCUCGAAAGCUUUUGCAUCUAUGAGUGCAUUAAACAUGCAUCGCAGGCGACACGACCUGAAUCCUGGAAAACAUAGAACUCAUCAUCGAUACAAAUGUCCUGUGUGUGCCAAAAUUUUCAAUUCGAGUUGUAUUAUGAAAAUGCAUAUGAAAAGUCACGGUGAUGGGAAGACUGCAACUCCUGUAGGAGGCGUUGUAAUGCAGGAACCGAUGGUAGAAACUGCCAAUGGUUUACUCCCAUUGUCAGCGCCGCCAUUAGUGAAAGUAGAAACCACGAAGCCAAGACCUUAUCAGUGCUCAAUUUGUGCAUCAACAUUUACGCGAACCAUUCAUCUGAAGCGUCAUAUGCUUAUACAUACUGGUGAAAAAAGGUUCAAUUGUGAUAUUUGUAAUAAGUCAUUUCAUCUAACCUACGCAAAAGAGCACAUGAAAUUCCACAGUGGGGAACGUAAUUACAUGUGUAAGGUGUGCGAUAAAAAAUUUGUUACCAACGCCAUUUUAAAGCGACAUGCGUUGAUACACAAUUCUUCAAGACCUUAUAUCUGCCCUUACUGUCUGAAACCGUUUAAGACGGUCGCAAUGUGUCGUAAGCAUAUUAAUAUACACAAGCGCGACUUUGAGAUUGAGCAAUUACGAAUUGAUAAAGUUGAUGUCGAUCUAACACACCCACUAAUUCCUUCCAACGAUACGAAAAAUGCCGCUCGAACUUCUAAUGUUACCAAGAUAUUUUUUACUGAUGCUGAAAAAGGGAUUAUCAUUACAACUCCAGUGAAUGACACUGAGAUAGUACCCAACUUACAAGCCACUUUGGAUCAACCUGUACCAUUUCCAAACAAACCCAGAAAUGUCUCAUUACUCACGAACACUGGCUCUACAACCAUUUUGGAAAACAUGGACGAAAAUGUUACAAAUCUCAGCCAAGAGAGUUUAACAGGCACAUCCGACGUCAAUUUCCAAACCGUAUAUGUAAAUUCCGACGACAUACAGUCAUUCACUAGUGCUAAUCUUUAUAGCGCCUGCUUGUCACAAUUAAAGAACAACGAUCCGUUAUUGCUGAGCGGAAUAAAUGAAAUUCAAGAUCCGAACUUGAUGUUUUCGACGGACCCUACACUAAACCAAAUUACUGACUCCCAGCUGGACACGCAAAACUUGGAAACCUUACUGCCGACGUUCAGCGUCAAUAACGUUUUUCAGAACAUUGUCUUGUCGACCGAUGACUACAUCGAUAUGAAUCAGAUACCUUUGUUUGCCAAUAUAAACGACUCCAGCAAAAAGGUUCAAACGACCGACCAGAAAUAUGUGAUCGACAGGAACCUUAUUGAGCUAAGUGACGACGCCUUGGUUGGGAAUCCUGCAAUGUCGAACUUGUUGCCUAACGCACCUACCUUGGAGGGAUCCUUUGAUGCAGUCGAUUCAGUAAACCAGCUAGACUUGUCAUGUUCUUCGUGCAAGAAGAGUUUGAAUGAUAUUGCCGAUUUCCAAAAUCAUGUUUGUGAAGAUAAAGAGGAUGACCUCAAAGGCAAGGGUAGGACGAGACCUAACAGAAAAGUGGAAGCGAAGAAAAGCACUCGUCGGGCUAAGAUCAGCGAAAAGGACCUCUUUUGUAUUGAAGAGGGUGAAAAUCUAAAGUACAAAUGUACAUUUUGUGACAAGGAUUUCUCAAAUAAAAUGAUAUACACUCGUCACUUAUUGUCUCACAUAACGGCGAAAAGCAAUGUAUGCCCCUUUUGCACUAAAGAAUUUAAAAAACGCUCGGAUAUGACUCGGCACAUACGGACGCAUACUGGCGAACGUCCAUAUAAAUGUGACAAGUGUGGGAAAAGGUUCUCUCUCAAAUCAACGCUGGAGUCGCACGAUCGCACACAUCAGCCAGGUGGCAACAAGGAAUUCAGUUGUGCCGUUUGUAGUUCAAACUUUAGCUCAAAGUCCAGUCUGAAAGUACAUACAUUAGUGCAUACAGGUGUGAAACCGUUUGCGUGUCAUAUUUGUUCGGAGAAGUUUCGUACUUCGGCUCAUAGGAAGUCUCAUAUACGAGGUCACUUUAAAACAAAUGAUUCCAAGAAGAAUGGCCAGUCCAAAUCUUCGAAAAUAAAAUUGUUGCAGGCGAUAACUUUGGACGCGCAGAAUUUGGAAAAUAAAAGUACUAAGGAAGAUACUCCUCAUGUGCACCUAAAGACUGCAAGUCCUAAGGAAGAAUCUCUGCACAUAGCUUUUGAAGAAGCAAAUCAGAGCCAGAUAGUGGAAAUUGAUCCAAUUUUUCUGCAACAACUGCAGAUGAACGGUAUACUAAUGCAAGAUAAUAUCAACGAAGAAUUAGCCUCCCUCAUACAAGUAGACGUGAACAAUUGCGAAAUUGCGAAUGGUGAAACGAUCGUCGACAAUGCGGGCGAACUUCAAAAACGUAACGUGGUAAAAGAUUACAGUUGCGAACUUUGUGACAAACGCUAUGUCACCAAAGCGACGUUGACUAAACAUCAGAAGAAAGUGCAUGCAACCAAUAAUCAGUUUAAAUGUACAAAAUGUGAUGACAAACUUGCCUCCAAAGAGGAAUUGGACACUCAUCUAAAAUUACACUCAGGCUAUCGACCCUUUUGUUGCCUAUUGUGCGCAAAUACGUUUAGAGAAGAAAAAAAUCUGAAAACUCAUAUGAGACGAAUUCAUGGUGUAUAGGGAAAAAUUGUGAAAAACUACUGCAGGGUGUUCAAAUGAAAUGGUGCUCUAAUUAAAUAUUUGUUUUUAUAUUAGUAUCUAAGUGUGCAUUUAUAUGGUUGAUGUAUAAUGUUUACAGCGUUUCAGAUCGAAAGUCUACCAUUUGUCCUGCUUGCUUACAGUGGAAAAUCGGUCUUAUUUAUUUCAAGUGUAUAAAUUGAAACGUGAUGCUAAAAUAUAGAUUGUCUCUCCGACGUUGAGUGAGUGCAGAGCAUUUCUUUGACAUUUUUCGUAAAUUUAGUACAUGUAAACAGGAUGUGCAGACAUGUGAUGGUUAAAGUUGAGGAGAAUAUAAUGAAACAUUUUAUUGCUAUUA
This is a messenger RNA of Photinus pyralis (common eastern firefly), 4855 nucleotides long. Its product is annotated as zinc finger protein 236-like. The coding region runs from base 175 to 4500 and encodes 1441 amino acids. NCBI's taxonomy places the organism in Eukaryota, Metazoa, Arthropoda, Insecta, Coleoptera, Lampyridae. The transcript has 20 exons. The record is from RefSeq and is a predicted model, not a curated record. Gene Ontology annotation, biological process: regulation of DNA-templated transcription. Gene Ontology annotation, molecular function: RNA polymerase II cis-regulatory region sequence-specific DNA binding; DNA-binding transcription factor activity, RNA polymerase II-specific.